Phyllostomus discolor (pale spear-nosed bat) is the source of this 8380-nucleotide messenger RNA. It is a transcript of the gene HDAC9, whose product is annotated as histone deacetylase 9. The transcript is spliced from 27 exons. The record is from RefSeq and is a predicted model, not a curated record. Gene Ontology annotation, molecular function: histone deacetylase activity. NCBI's taxonomy places the organism in Eukaryota, Metazoa, Chordata, Mammalia, Chiroptera, Phyllostomidae. Gene Ontology annotation, biological process: chromatin organization; negative regulation of transcription by RNA polymerase II. Gene Ontology annotation, cellular component: histone deacetylase complex. Bases 1286 to 4585 code for a protein of 1099 amino acids.
GCAAAUCCUCCGUGCGCCGCCACCGGUUCAGCUCGCAGCUCACAGUUCGCAGCCGCUCGCUGCCGCCCUCCCGAGCUCCAACCUCGGCGCGUCCCGAACACCGAGCGGGGCUCUCCGACCUGGCCCCCCGCUCCCGCCGCGCUCGCCGCCGUCUCCUCCUCCGGAGUCUGUCGCAGCUGCUAAGUCCCCGCUGGCGGAGCAGCGGCGGUCCCCGAGUCAACUUUCAGCCCCCCCUUGGUUUCUGCCUCGCCAUUCUCAUCUCCUCGAAAGAUGGCUGUUUGGAGAAGGGGAAGAAGUUAGGGGGUCGCCGGCGCGGGGCGAAGGAGGGCGCGACAGCCUCAGCAGGAGCGGGCGGAGGUGAGUGGCACCACAGCCCGGUCCACGGCUCGCGAGCUGGGGAAGCUAGGAAUUGGGGGCCAAGCGUUCUCUGGAUCCGCCGCUGAAUUCCCCGGCCGGGCUCCCCAGAUUAACAGCAUCCCAGUCCGGACCCCGAUGCCCCUUGCCUUGCAUCUUGCAACCCAGAGGUUUGGGGGGUUUAGGGAAACCUUUGUCAGAAGUUCGGUGCCAGGUGAUCUUUUGGUGUAGACCCUAACAUUUGCUAGGCAACCUAGGCGAGGGGUCGGUUGCCUGACCCGCCCCCCUCCCGGGGCGGUCCCCCUGCCUCCGGCCCCAGUUUAUGUUGGAGCCCAGUUUUGGAUGGAAAGUUGUACCGCCAACGUGUUGCUUGAGGAGCAAUACUUAGUGGGGGUACCUUUGAUGUAUCCUGGGGGACUUCAGUUCCAAGUCUAUACAUCAGAACACUGGGUUUUAAGAAAGUUCCGGAGCCUGGAGGAUGGGGGUGGUGGGCAAAGCCAUUCCUUGGCUAGUGGAAGGAGAGUGAUGAAUCGUAAGCUUAUUAAUGUAAACUGGCGAAUUAAACGCCACCCGAGACUGUCACUGUGGUGACUUGAGGGAGGAGAGGACGGGGGCGUUCCCUGAGCGCCGAGCGGGCAGCAUUUGUUUGCCUUUGAAGCCUGCCUUCGCCCACUUGUCCGCAGCGAGAGGUGCUGCUGCCGGAGGCCUGUGCGUCCGCGGUGUGAUCGAACGGGACCCAGCUGCUCUCCAGAUCCCAGGCGCGGUUGUCGGGGAGAGGUGGCCUGCGGCGGGGAGCUGAGGACGCGGCUCCUGUGAUAUGGAACUGGAAAAUCUCUAGUUUCUCCUCCACCAGGCCCCUGGGGACCGACGUUGCCAGCUGAAGGAAGGCUGUGAACCCGCAUCCCACCCAUCAGUCCGACUGACUCCCGUGAUGAGCUCACCAGUGCAGCCCGAUGGGGUGGCUGGACGAGAGCAGCUCUUGGCUCAGCAGAGAAUGCACAGUAUGAUCAGCUCAGUGGAUGUAAAGUCAGAGGCUCCUGUGGGCCUGGAGCCCAUCUCUCCUCUAGACCUAAGGACGGACCUCAGGAUGAUGAUGCCCGUGGUGGACCCUGUUGUCCGUGAGAAGCAGCUGCAGCAGGAGUUGCUCCUCAUCCAGCAGCAGCAGCAGAUCCAGAAGCAGCUCCUGAUUGCCGAGUUCCAGAAACAGCACGAGAACCUGACACGGCAGCACCAGGCUCAGCUUCAGGAGCACAUCAAGUUGCAACAGGAACUUCUAGCCAUAAAACAGCAGCAAGAACUCCUAGAGAAGGAGCAGAAACUGGAGCAGCAGAGGCAAGAACAGGAAGUAGAGAGGCAUCGCAGAGAACAGCAGCUUCCUGCUCUCAGAGGCAAAGACAGAGGACGAGAAAGGGCAGUGGCAAGUACAGAAGUAAAGCAGAAGCUUCAAGAAUUCCUUCUGAGUAAAUCAGCAACGAAAGACACUCCAACUAAUGGAAAAAAUCAUUCCGUGAGCCGCCAUCCCAAGCUCUGGUACACGGCUGCCCACCAUACGUCAUUGGAUCAAAGCUCUCCACCCCUGAGUGGAACAUCUCCAUCCUACAAAUACACAUUACCAGGAGCACAAGACGCAAAGGAUGACUUCCCCCUUCGGAAAACUGCCUCUGAGCCCAACUUGAAGGUGCGGUCCAGGUUAAAACAGAAAGUGGCAGAGAGGAGAAGCAGCCCCUUACUCAGGCGGAAGGAUGGAAAUGUUGUCACUUCAUUCAAGAAGCGAGUGUUUGAGGUGACAGAAUCCUCUGUCAGUAGCGGUUCUCCAGGGUCUGGUCCAAGUUCCCCGAACAAUGGGCCAGCUGGAAAUGUUACUGAAAAUGAGACUUCGGUUUUGCCACCGACUCCUCAUCCUGAGCACAUGGUUUCACAGCAGCGCAUCCUAAUUCACGAAGAGUCCAUGAACUUGCUGAGUCUGUAUACCUCUCCCUCUCUCCCCAACAUCACCCUGGGGCUCCCGGCAGUGCCCACCCCGCUCAGUGCUUCGAACUCACUCAAAGAGAAGCAGAAGUGUGAGACCCAGCCGCUUAGGCAAGGCGUUCCGCUGCCUGGGCAGUUCGGGGGCACCCUCCCGCCGUCCUCGAGCCAUCCCCACGUCGCCUUAGAGGGAAAGCCCAACAGCAGCCACCAAGCUCUCCUGCAGCAUUUACUACUGAAAGAACAAAUGCGACAGCAGAAGCUCCUUGUGGCUGGUGGGGUUCCCUUACAUCCUCAGUCUCCCUUGGCAACAAAAGAGAGAAUCUCACCCGGCAUCAGAGGUACCCACAAAUUACCCCGUCACAGGCCCCUGAACCGAACCCAGUCUGCACCUUUGCCUCAGAGCACAUUGGCUCAGCUGGUCAUUCAACAGCAACACCAGCAAUUCUUGGAGAAGCAGAAGCAAUACCAGCAACAGAUCCACAUGAACAAACUGCUUUCGAAAUCUAUUGAACAACUGAAGCAACCAGGCAGUCACCUGGAGGAAGCAGAGGAAGAGCUUCAGGGGGACCAGGCGAUGCAGGAAGACAGAGCGCCCUCUAGUGGCAACAGCACUAGGAGUGACAGCAGUGCUUGUGUGGAGGACACCCUGGGACAAGUUGGGGCUGUGAAGGUCAAGGAGGAACCAGUGGACAGUGACGAAGAUGCUCAGAUCCAGGAAAUGGAAUCUGGGGAGCAGGCUGCUUUUAUGCAACAGCCCUUCCUGGACCCCCAGCACACGCAUGCGCUCUCGGUGCGCCAAGCUCAGCUGGCUGUGGUUGGCGUGGAUGGAUUAGAGAAGCACCGUCUGGUCUCCAGGGCUCAUUCCUCCCCUGCUGCCUCCGUUUUACCUCACCCAGCAAUGGACCGCCCCCUUCAGCCUGGCUCCGCAACUGGAAUUGCCUACGACCCUCUGAUGCUGAAACACCAGUGCGUCUGUGGCAGUUCCACCACCCACCCCGAGCACGCUGGACGGAUACAGAGCAUCUGGUCACGGCUGCAAGAAACGGGGCUGCUAAAUAAAUGUGAGCGGAUCCAAGGUCGAAAAGCCAGCCUGGAGGAAAUACAGCUUGUUCAUUCUGAACAUCACUCACUAUUGUAUGGCACCAACCCCCUGGACGGACAGAAGCUGGACCCCAGGACACUCCUAGGUGACACUUCUGAAAAGUUUUUUUCUUCAUUACCUUGUGGUGGACUUGGGGUGGACAGUGACACCAUUUGGAAUGAGCUGCACUCGUCCGGGGCUGCACGCAUGGCUGUUGGCUGUGUCAUCGAGCUGGCUUCCAAAGUGGCCUCGGGAGAGCUGAAGAAUGGAUUUGCUGUUGUGAGGCCCCCAGGCCAUCACGCGGAAGAAUCCACAGCCAUGGGGUUCUGCUUUUUUAAUUCAGUUGCAAUUACCGCCAAAUACUUGAGAGACCAACUAAAUAUAAGCAAGAUAUUGAUUGUAGAUCUGGAUGUUCACCAUGGAAAUGGGACACAGCAGGCCUUUUAUGCUGACCCCAGCAUCCUGUAUAUUUCGCUCCAUCGCUAUGAUGAAGGGAACUUUUUCCCUGGCAGCGGAGCCCCAAAUGAGGUUGGAGCAGGCCUUGGGGAAGGAUACAACAUAAAUAUUGCCUGGACAGGUGGCCUUGAUCCCCCCAUGGGAGAUACUGAGUACCUUGAAGCAUUCAGGGCUGUAGUGACGCCUGUGGCCAAAGAGUUUAAUCCAGACAUGGUCCUAGUUUCCGCCGGAUUUGAUGCAUUAGAAGGCCACGCCCCUCCUCUGGGGGGAUACAAAGUGACAGCAAAAUGCUUUGGUCAUUUGACGAAGCAAUUGAUGACAUUGGCUGAUGGACGCGUGGUGUUGGCUUUAGAAGGAGGACAUGAUCUCACAGCCAUCUGCGAUGCAUCAGAAGCUUGUGUAAAUGCCCUUCUUGGAAAUGAGCUGGAGCCACUUGCAGAAGAUACUCUCCACCAAACCCCGAACAUGAAUGCCGUUAUUUCUUUACAGAAGAUCAUUGAAAUUCAAAGCAAGUACUGGAAGUCGGUAAGGAUGGCGGCUGUGCCAAGGGGCUGUGCUCCAGCAGGGCCUCAGUUGCAAGAGGAGACAGAGACCGUUUCUGCUCUCGCUUCCCUGACGGUGGACGUGGAGCAGCCCUUCGCUCAAGAAGACAGCAGGUAUGGAUCCAAUGUGGGCGAACCAUGCAGAAUCGCGGGUGAGCCUAUGGAAGAGGAGCCAGCCUUGUGAAGUGCCAAGUCCCCCACUCUCCCCACCCCCCGAUAUUUCCUGUGUGUGACAUCAUUGUGUAUCCCCCCCCACCCCAGCACCCUCAGACAUGUCUUGUCUGCUGCCUGGGUGGCACAGAUUCGAUGGAAUAUAAACACCGGGCACAAAAUUCUGAACAGCAGCUUCACUUGUUCUUUGGAUGGACUUGAAAGGGCAUUAUAGAUUCCUUAAAUGUAACCACUGUGAUUCUAAAGUUACAGUAAACCACGAUUGGAAGAAACUGCUUCCAGCAUGCAUUUAAUAUGCUGGGUGACCCACUCACUCCCAGGCCCGAAGUAUGAACUAGAAACAGCCAAUACGGCAUUAGACCCUGUUCAUUACAAACGCUAUCACAGCCAUUGAAAUUUGGGGCAAAACCUAGGAAAUACUUGUUCCUGACAUUCUAAUCAGCUUUUUAUUGGAUGACUUUCUGUCAAACAGUCUCACAUUGUUUACAGGAUUUGCUUUCAGCUAUGAACGGAUGGCAAUUCCCGACAGAUCGCAGGGAUUUUGUUUUGUUUUGUUUUGUUUUGUUUUGUUUCUCUUUUGGCCUUGGUUUUAACACAUGGCUCAACUCUUGCUAGUUACGAGUUCAAGAUGGAGGAAGUGGGCUGAGGCGUGUUCAGUGGAACAAACCAUGCUACAUCUCAAAGUCCGAAUGCCAAAGGAACCUCAGACACUGUAUGCAAUGGUGCAAUAUUUCAUGUCACCUUUUUUUUUUUUAAUAGACCUUAUUUCCCUAACAUCCCCCUCUGUGUUCCUACACACAAGGGAGACUUGCAGCCGUAUUUGGGGGGGAGCCCUCCCCGCUCCCACCCCUCGCUCUGAUGGCAGUAGUUCUGGCAUAUGUUCCGUGCAGGAUUUCUAGCGUCUUUGAAAACGUUUCAAAGGUGGUCUUAAUCUGUUCCAAAUCUCUCAAGAAUUUAUUCUCUCAAUUCUCUUUUCCUGCCCUGCAUCACUUCUUUUUUCUUACCUUUCAUCCAUCCUUCCUAUAGAAAAGCUGAAGAUUACCCAUAAUCUCUGCAAUUUCUCAGGAGCUUUGAGUAUUGACUUUUUUUUUUUUUUUUUUUUUUUUUUUUUACUUUUCCAGGUUAACACAGUGCUUGGUCUAAUGUGUUCUUGUAGCUGUGAAAUCACUGAGGUGAAUAUGGCUUAAGCAAUGUUACUGAGUUUUCUAGAUCUUUGAAAUGUGUUAAUGAAGGCAUUGCCUUUUUGAACUUUACCUUGAAUUGAGUUAACCUUGAAGUUGUACCUUUAUGUGAAAAAAAAAAAAUCAACCACAGACUUAACCUUUGCACAUGUGGCCUUAGUGUCAAAGACUAAACAUGACGGACAUUUAUUUGUGAGAUUAAAAGUAACUUACUAAAUAUAAGUAGGUUACCUCCCUACCAUCCAGAAUUCUACUUCAGUGUACAACUCGAACACAUAAACGCAUUGCUAUAAGAAUACCUCGCAGUAUUUAAUAUCUGACAAUGCUUUUGAAAGAGUUGAUGUUUCUUUUUAUAUAUUUUCCUAACUCAAAGGAUAUAUUAAAGCCAUAAGUGAAGAUUGUCAUGCUUUUAUUCAGAAAUCUGAAAGAAACCUUAAUUAAAACAAGGCUUUAAGGAAGGCCAUGAUAAGAAGGAUAUGGAGCAAUAUGGUUUCAGUUAAAGAGGACUCUAACCUGUAAAUCAAAGAUGAAAGAUUUCACUCAAGGAGAAUUAUAUAACUCCCUUUUGUUAUACAGUCAGACCAUAUUUUUCAUUCAUAUGGUUUUUUUAGGAUUACCAUUUUAAUUUUAAAGACUUUUAUUACAUAUACAAAAAUGGCUCAAUACGUGGUUUAACAUCUUAGAAAUUUGAGACGCCCUUUGAAAUAGGAAAUCUGAAAUGGAAUGUAACUCAGUAUUAGGUAAAAAUUACUUUCAUUGAAUAAAAGAGUAAGGUCAUUCUUGAUUCACACUAGUAAUGAUUUUUUUUUGUAAAAAAAAGUCAUAUUUUCAGAGAAAUUCAUGCCAAUCAUAUUUGUUAGCUCUUGUUAUUUUUCUGCAAUUACUUGAAAUUUACUUAAAGAAAACCAAAUAAUGGAGCCAAAGGGACUUUUAAGAGGCUCCCCUCUUUACAACAGAAAGUUAUAUCAUUUUUAAUAAGAAACAUAAUUGUGACUGUUUAAAAUAAAUUGAUAAUUAUAAAUCUCUUUUACUGCUUUCAAUCCUCCCAGAUAUUUUUAGGUGCUGUGUAAAAAAAAGGAAACAGUAGCAUGCAAACAUACUAAUUUACUGAUAUUUCCUACAAUAAUUUUGCCGUGUCCUUAUGCACAGCCAUGGGUCUGAUAGAGCCAAAUCCCUGGGACAUCUCCAUGGUUAUUUAGAUCUAAAACACAACAUAUUAACAAGUUAAUUCCGCACCUUGCCAUGUGACACUGUACCCAACUGGUUGCACUGAGAGUCUGUAACAUACACAGAGAGGCAGGAAAACUGUGAAGAGGAUUAAUCACAGCAGAAUGCAGUGGUAGGAACAGAAGGCAGUGCUUUCCGAUGACACCUGAACAAGGUGGGGUGUAGCCUUUAGGGACAGAACAGAUGCUGUUGGAGAAUAGCAACAUGUCUUAAAAAUAGCCAGCACUUUUUGAAACCAUAGUUGCGGUUAUAGUUUUCUUGACUUACCCAUUUAACUUUUAUUGCUCACGGUUCCCAGUAUGAGGUUAUUAGAAGAAUUUGCCCUAAGCUUUAUGAAUAGUAUAUCUUUCUGAUGCAUACUUUGAAAGAUAACCACAUAGACUUUCUCACAAUCUCAUAGUAACUCACACAUGGGGAAUAAUGUAUUUUUGAGAAAUCUACUAGUAAACAAUGCUAGGAGUUCAAUUUAACAAGGUUUGAUUAUAAGUACAAAAGAAAAUUAAUUUUCUCAAUUAUAUACUACAACCUAGGUUUGUAUAUUAAGUUGAAAAACAGUUUUAUUAGAUAAGUAAGUGACCUCAAAUGGUAAUAGAGGGUAUUUAAUCAUGCUUUGUAAGUGGGAAGAAUAUUUUGAGAUAAAAUAUUUUUAAAUAUUUUAACAAAUUUGUACCACCAAUAGUGGAGAUAGAAGUCAUCUUUUGGAACAAACAGAGAUCCUUAUGAAAAGCCAUUACCAAUUGCAUUUCCAUUACUACUCCUAGGAACUGAUGUCUUGCCUUCUCCUCUCCAUGACAACAUGGCGGGUUUGAAGACAGGACACCUCACUCGAGAUUUCAGAAACUGUGGGGCUAGACUCGGUGAGGAGCUCAGUGCUGUUCUGUUUCUUGAGGUCAUUCAUAAAGCUGUGUAGAUAUGCUGGGGUUCGUUACAGGCUCCCCAUGGGAGUAACAUGGAACGACCAUGUGGAAAGUCUCCUGCAAGACUAUUUCUCUCCAAUCAGUACUUUAUACUUAUUUUUUUUAUCCCAGCAUUUAUGUGUAGGGUAGUUUAUUUCAAUAUCUCCUCCUGUUUAUCUUUUGAAAAUUUACUCUCAGUUUAUCUCAUUACUUUGUCCUUACUUUGAAACUAUUGAAACUAUCUGAAACUAUUAAAUGUCUAAUAGUCAUGAAACAAACAAGCCAAAGGUUUCUGUCUUAAAAGUGAUUCAUUCUGAGCUUGAAACAAUCACUCUGUCAGAGUUUGACAUUGUCGUUUCUGGCAGCAUCUUUCUUAACAUUCCUUUCCUGCUUCAGAAAUGAAAUCACUUGACGUGCUGAGAAAGUAAGGAGAAGAAAAAGCGUAGGAAACAACAUACCUGUCCAGCUCUUCCACAAAGAGGGUCUUUUCAGCUCCAAAAGAAA